This is a messenger RNA of Mesorhabditis belari, 630 nucleotides long. NCBI's taxonomy places the organism in Eukaryota, Metazoa, Nematoda, Chromadorea, Rhabditida, Rhabditidae. The record is from the annotation of a GenBank genome assembly.
AUGGACAACGAGAUUUACGUGCGACAUGGCAACGACCAUUUCUCUUUUCAGACUCAACUCUACCCAAUACCACAAUUCACUGAAGCAAUCUCUUGUCCACAGACUGACCCAUUCGUCUAUAUGCCAAUGUUGAGAGAUUGUGGUGACACCUCUUCAUCAUCCACUUCGUCCCCACCUCAUCAUCCAACAAAUUACAAUUUUCCAAUAAACAAGAGACGAAUCUCGACGAGAAGACGGAAAGCCGCGAAUGAUCGAGAAAGGAAACGAAUGAGGAGCAUUAACCACGGUUUUGAAUCUUUGCGAUGCCAUCUACCGGAGACACCAUUUGAGAAGAAAUUAUCAAAAGUGGACACAUUGAAGCAAGCGAUCGCCUAUAUUCAGGGGUUGAGCGAUCUGCUCGAAGCUCACGCCGUCCCACUGCCCACCCAAAUCCCGCCCGUUCUUCGAGUCGCUCAGUACGAUCAAAAAACAGGAACUCGUUCGAUCGUGGAAAUGACAUGGCGAACCGACAGUGAUCAAUACAGUCGAUCUUUUCGACUUUCCGAUGGGAGAAAGAUUGCUAAGCAAAGCGCCGUGUGGACGCCAAGCAUAGAAACGUUUGAGAAUCUGAUCAAAAUGAAAAGUGAAUCA